Molecule: messenger RNA, 3522 nt
Organism: Passer montanus (Eurasian tree sparrow)
Lineage: Eukaryota; Metazoa; Chordata; Aves; Passeriformes; Passeridae
Product: collagen alpha-1(III) chain-like
Cellular component (GO): mitochondrion
Molecular function (GO): poly(A) RNA polymerase activity
Source: RefSeq, a predicted model, not a curated record
GAGUUCUUCCCAGGCUGCUCCGUUGUCCCCUACGGCUCCUCCGUCAACGGCUUCGACGUCCACGGCUGCGACCUGGACCUGCACCUGGAGCUGGGGGACCCCCCGAGCCCCCCGAACGGGGACCCCCAGAUCCCAGAGACCCCAAAUGGGGACCCCCAGAGCCCCCCGAACGGGGACCCCCAGAUCUCAGAGACCCCAAACGGGGACCCCCAGAUCCCCGGGACCCCAAAGAGGGACCCCCAAAUCCCAGAGACCCCAAACGGGGACCCCCAGAUCCUGAAACCCCCAAAUGGGGAUCCCCAAAUCUCAGAGACCCUAAAUGGGGACCCCCAAAUCCCAGAGACCCCAAAUGGGGACUCCCAGACCCUGAGCCCCCCAAAUGGAUCCCAGAGCCCCCCGAACGGGGACCCCCAGAUCUCAGAGACCCCAAACGGGGACCCCCAGAUCCUGAAACCCCCAAAUGGGGAUCCCCAAAUCUCAGAGACCCCAAACGGGGACCCCCAGAUCCCAGAGACCCCAAAUAGAGACCUCCAGAGCCCCAGGACCCCAAACGGGGACCCCAAGAGCCUGAGACCCCAAAAUGGGGACCCCCAAAUCCCAGAGACCCCAAAUGGGGACUCCCAGACCCUGAGCCCCCCAAAUGGGGAUCCCCAAAUCCCAGAGACCCUAAAUGGGGACCCCCAACCCCUGAGACCCCCAAACGGGGCCCCCCAGAGCCCGGGGACCCCUCUGGGGGAUGGGGACCCCCCUCCCCGUGGGUCCCUUUUGGGGGACAAGGCCCCCCCCCUCAAAGGGACAUCUUUGGGGUCUGAGGGGUCCCUUGUGGGGGAUGGGAAACCCCCCCUCGAGGGGUCCUUUGUGGGGGACAGAGGGACCCAUUUGGGGUCCGAGGGGUCCCUUUUGGGGUCUCCCUUGGGGGACAGAGACCCCUCCCUUGAAGGAUCCCUUUUGGGGUCCGAGGGGUCCCUCUCGGGGGACAAAGGGUCCCUUUUGGGGUCCGAGGGGUCCCUUUUGGGGUCCCUUUCGGGUGACCGAGACCCCUCCCUCGAAGGGUCCCUUUUGGGGUCCGAGGGGUCCCUUUUGGGGUCCCUUUUGGGGUCUCCUUCGGGUGACCCCCAUUCGGGUUCCGAGCCCUCCUCUCCCCGCUGCGGCUCUGAGGGGGGGUCCCUGUCGGGGUCCGAGUCCCCCGAGGCCGAGGGGUCCCUGUCGGGGUCCGAGGGGUCCCUGUCGGGGUCCGAGGGGUCCCGGGGGUCCCUUUUGGGGCGGGGGGCUCCCCCCGAGCAGGCGCUGGCGCUGGUGGGGGCGGUGCUGCGGCGCUGCGUGCCGGGGGUCCGGGGGGUCCGCGCCGUGCCCGGGGCCCGGCGCCCCGUGGUCAAAUUCAGCCACAAACAGUCCGGGCUGGCCGGGGACGUGUGCCUGGACAACCGCCUGGCGCUGUUCAACACGCGCUUCCUGCGCCUCUGCGCCGACGCCGACCCCCGGGUGCGGCCCCUGGGCUACGCCCUGCGCCUGUGGGCGGGGGUGCAGCGCCUGGCAGGUGAGGGGGGGCUGAGACCCCUCCCCAAAAUGGGAUGGGACCCCCAAAAUGGGGCUGGGUUUCUGGGUGUUCUUGGGGAUGUUUCUGGUUUCCGGGGGCAUCUCCCCCACAACUCUCUGACCACCCCCUCUCCCCUCCCAGCCUCCCUCCUGGCCGAAUUCUUCUCCUAUUUCGGCACCCUGGAUUUGGGGGGGCUCCUCCUGUCCCCCCUGGAGGGCCGAGCUCUGCCUCGCCCCCCUCCGGAGAGCCUCGGGGGUCUCCGCCCGGGCCCCCUGACCCUGCAGGACCCCUUCGAGCUGAGCCACAACGUGGCCGCCAAUGUGACGGCUCGCACGGUGUCGCGGUUCGUGCGCUGCUGCCGCGCCGCCGCCCGCCUCUGCCGCGGCCCCGAGUUCCUGCAGCGAUCGCGGCGGGGCCGGCCCUGGGGCGUGCUGCGGCUGCUGCAGCCCGGGAACACCGGGAAUUCCAGCAAUCCCGGGAAUGCCGGCGGUGACCGAGGGGAAUUCCUGAUCCCGGUGCCGCUGCCGCCGCCGGGGGGGCGCGGGGGGGUCCCGCAGAGCGAGGUGAGCGCGGCCGCGGGGUUCGUGCUCAGGGAGGUGCUGGGCUGCGGCUGCGAGCCCGAGGGGACAGCGGGGCUGCCACCCCCGUGGGCCCGGUGCCACCUGGAAAAGGGGACAGGAGGGGAAUUUGGGGACACGGGGACAGCGGGGCAGCCACCCCCGGGAGCACAGUGUCACCUGGAAAAGGGGACAGGCGAUUCCCGAGGGGAAUUUGGGGACGCGGGGCCACUGGGGGAGCCACCCCUGGGAGCGAAAUGUCACCGGGAGUGGGGGACAGGAGGGGCUCGGGGGGAAUUUGGGGACCCCGGGGAUGAAGGGAAGCCACCCCCGGGAGCCAGUUGUCACCUGGAGAAGGGGACAGGCGAUUCCCGAGGGGAAUUUGGGGACCUGGGGACACCGGAGGAUGAGGAGGAACCACCCCCGGGAGUCAAAUGUCACCUGGAAAAGGGGACAGGCGAUUCCCGAGGGGAAUUUGGGGACACGGGGACACCGGAGGUGCCACCCCCGGCAGCCAAAUGUCACCGGGAGUGGGGGACAGGAGGGUCCCGAGCAGAAUUUGGGGACCCCGGGGAUGAGGGGAAGCCAUCACCGGGAGCCAGAUGUCACCUGGAGAAGGUGACGGGAGGGUCUCGAGGGGAAUUUGGGAUGCCGGGGGAUGAAGGGGGGCUGCUCCCGGAUCCCGCGGAGCCAUCCCCGGGAGCUGAAUGUCACCCGGAGGGGGUGACAGGCGAUUCCCGGGGGGAAGUUGGGGACGCGGGGACACCGGGGCCGGGCUCGAAGCGUCGCCUCCCCGAGGGGGUCCCGGACGGGGCGGGGGUCCCGCCCGCAAAGCGCCCCCGGGGCCCCUCCCGGUGGAGCUGCUGCGUGUGGUACCGGGUGUGGCGGGGCCGCCGCCGCCUCCGCCGCCGCCUCCGGCCCCGGGGGGGCUCCGGGGGGGCUCCGGGCACCGGGGACACCGAGGGCAACCGGGGGAAUCGAGGGCUUGAGGGUCCCGGGGGUCCUGGGGGGGCUCAGGGUCCUGGGGGGGCUCAAGGUCCUGGGGGAGUUCAGGGUCCCGCUGGUCCCGGGGGGGUUCAGGGUCCUGGAGGGGCUCAGAAUUUUGGGGGAGUUCAGGAUUUAGGGGGCGUUCAGGGUCCUGGGGGGGUUCAAAAUUUCGGGGGUCCCGGGGGGUUUCAGGAUCCCGGGGGGGUUCCAGAUCCCGGGGGUCCCGGGGGGUUUCAGGGUCCUGGCGGUGUUCGGGGUCCCGGGGGUGUCCAGGAUUUGGGGGUGUCCCCCCUGGCCCUGGAGCGGGCCGUGACCGAGGCCAUUGUCCGAGGGGACACCGGGACCCCCCCCGGGCCCCCCCCGGAGCCGCUGCUCCGUUUCCAGCUCAGCGCCCGCCGGAGCCCCCCGGGGGGGGCGGGCGGGGUUGGGGGGGGUUUGUAA